AUGGCGCCGAUCAAGCGCAAGGGGAAUGCCCCCGAAGAAUCGGCUGCUCGUCAGCCGCAAAAACGCGCCAAGGUCGGAGCGGAGGAGAGCAAAAAGGACUCCAAGCCUCAGGAUUCCGCCCCGAAAGCUUCAGAGCUCUCUGUUCUUCGCGACGACGAGCCGUCCUUCCCUCGUGGUGGCGGCAGUGUCCUGACUCCAUUGGAGCGCAAGCAAAUUCAGAUUCAAGCCAACAAGGAUGUGUUGUUCGAGCAAAAGGGUCAGAAGAAGCAGACCCGUGAAUUUGACGACGAGAACGAUGAUGAUGAGGAUGAUGUCGAUAUGGAGGAUGGAGAAAUUACAACUACCGCCAAAAAGUCAAGGAAGAAGAAGACUAAGGGCAAGAAGUCUGAAGACCAGGAAAAGCCCGAGAAGGAGGGCGUGCAUAUUGAGUCUCUCACCUACAAGCGCAUUGUUCCCGGAUCUAUGAUCCUCGGUCAGGUCUCGAGCAUCAACGCCCAUGAUGUCGGCAUUUCAUUGCCCAACAACCUCGUUGGCUACGUCUCUCUUACCGCGGUCUCGAAAGUACUCGACGAUAAGAUUGAGAAGCUGCUCAACAACGAGGAUGAUGAUGCGGAUGAGGACAGCUCGGAUGAGGAGUCAUUCGACCUCAAGGACUUCUUCUAUCUCGGUCAAUACGUGCGUGCCUAUGUUGUCUCCACUGGUACGGAGGCUUCCGAGGCUGGUGGCCGCAGCAAGAAGCGCAUUGAAUUGUCCCUCGACCCCAGACAAGCCAACACUGGCCUCAAGAAGUCAGACAUAGUGGAAGAGUCUGUUUUCCAGGCUUCCGUUGUCAGUGUCGAGGAUCACGGUCUGGUCAUGGACCUUGGUAUCGAGGGUUCAGACCUGAAGGGCUUCAUGUCUUCGAAGGAGAUUGAUCCUCAUGUGGAGUACUCUAAAAUCAAGGAGGGAAUGGUCUUCCUCUGUGUUGUUACUGGCCAGAAUGCCAGCGGCAAUGUCAUCAAGCUGUCUGCCAACCUCCAGUCCGCUGCUUCCAUCAAGAAGUCCCACUUCCUCAGCGCCGCCCCUACUAUCAACUCCUACCUCCCUGGUGUUGCGGCGGAGAUCCUGCUGACUGAGGUUACCGAGAAUGGUAUGAUGGGUAAAAUUAUGGGCAUGCUCGACACUACCGUCGACCUUGUCCAGUCUGGUGCCAAUGACGGAAAGCUCGAUUUGGUGCGGAAGUUCAAGAUCGGUGCCAAGAUCAAGGGCCGUAUCGUAUCGACUUUCCCCUCUGCUGAGCCUUUCAAGGUCGGCUUCUCCAUGCUUGACCACAUUGUUAAGCUUUCUUCCGACGCUCACGGCCCCGGCUCCGAAGACGCCCCUGCUCUCUCCGCCAUUGUCCCCGAAGCUAAGGUGGUGAAGGUUGACCCCGGUAUGGGUGUCUACGUGCAGAUCGGAGAGACUAAGCACCUUGGUUUCGUCCAUAUUUCUAGACUCUCCGAUGGUAAGGUCGAAUCCAUUUCGGCCGACUCCGGUCCUUUCCAGGUCGGAGCUACCCACGAAGCCCGUAUCGUUGGAUUCAACAAGAUCGAUAACCUAUACCUCCUUUCGUUCGAGAAGACUGUCAUUGAACAGCCCUUCCUCCGGAUUGAGGAUGUCACCGUGGGUGCUACCGUUAAGGGAAAGAUUGAGAAGACUUUGAUCGGACCUACCGGUAUGGAUGGUUUGAUUGUCAGCCUGGCUGAUGGUAUUACUGCUCUCGUCCCCUCCAUGCACUUUGCAGAUACUCAACUUCAGCACCCCGAGAAGAAGUUCCGUGAGGGCCUGAAAGUCUCCGCCAGAAUUUUGUCUGUCAACCUUGAGAAGCGCCAAAUUCGUUUGACCCUGAAGAAGAGUUUGUUGAACAGCGAGUCUGCUAUCUGGAAGGACUACAAGGACAUCACCCCCGGAUCCCAAUCUCCUGGUACCAUUGUCAACCUACAGGCUCACGGUGCGGUUGUCCAGUUCUACGGCACCAUCCGUGGCUUCCUUCCCGUGUCCGAGAUGAGUGAAGCAUACAUCAAGGACCCUGCUCAGCACUUCAAGCUCGGCCAGGUCGUCAAUGUGCACGCUCUGAGCGUUGAUGCUUCCCAGGGCCGUCUGGCCGUUUCAUGCAAGGACCCCUCAACCUUCACCGAGAAGUACCGCAAGGCCUUCGAGGACUUGCAACCUGGCAUGCUUGUUUCUGGAUCAGUCUUCGAGCAGUCUAAUGAUGAUGUGCUUCUCAAGCUUGACGAGUCUGGUCUCGUCGCCCGUCUUGACGUGCAACACAUUAUUGAUGGAUCACCGUCCAAGCAAAGCUCGACUUUGUCCAAGAUUCGCGUGGGCCAAAAGCUGAACGACCUUCUCGUUCUCGACAUCCAGCGUGCCCACCGCCUCAUUCGUGUCUCUAGCCGAGCUAGUUUGAAGAAGGCUGUUAAGCAGGGUUCCAUGCCCGGCAAGUUCGAAGAUAUCCAUGAGGGAUCAACCGUCACUGGCUUCAUUCGCAACAUUACCCCUGCUGGCCUGUUCAUUGAGUUCUUGGGUGAUCUCACCGGUCUCAUUCCUAAGCGUCUCAUCGAAGAUGCCAAUCUCUCUCAGCCCGAGUUCGGCAUGUUGAAGGGUCAGACAAUCACCCCGACAGUCCACUCAGUUGAAAUCGACCUUCAGCGAUUCAUCCUUAGCUUGAAGCCCUCCGAGGCUACUCAAUCUGGCCCCAAGAAGACCAAGACCAAGACUCCACAGACUGAUGAUGCUCUCGCCAACCCCAUCGACGAGAACGUCUCCACGAUCUCUGACCUGGCCUUUGGCCGUGUUGUCAAGUGCAAGGUUGCCUCUAUCAAGGCCACCCAGGUCAACGUUCAGCUGGCCGAUAACAUCCAGGGACGUAUCGAUGUCUCUGAGAUUUUCGACAAGUGGGAGGACCUCAAGGACCGCAAGCACCCCCUGCGUUUCUUCAAGCCUAAGGAGGUUCUCUCUGCUAGAAUCAUCGGUGUCCACGAUGCGCGCAGCCACAAGUUCCUUCCUAUCUCUCACCGUACCGGCAAAUACCCCGUCUUCGAGCUAUCCAUCAAGCCUACCUUCAUGAAGGCUGCCAAUCCCGAUCUGUUGAACAUGGAACAGGUCAAGAUCGGCUCUUCCUGGAUGGGCUUCGUCAAUAACGUUGCUGAUGACUGCCUUUGGAUCAACCUGUCUCCCAAUGUCCGUGGCAGACUUCGCUUGAUGGAUGCUUCGGAUGACCUGUCUCUCCUGACCGAUGUUGAGAAGAACUUCCCCAUCGGAUCUGCGCUCAAGGUCCAGGUUACCGCUGUCAACGCUGACAAGGGCCACUUGGAUCUGACUGCCAAGCAGGGUUUCGACAAGCUUUCCUUUGGAGACAUCUCCGUCGGCAUGAUCCUGCCCGGUCGUGUAACCAAGGUCACUGAGAAGCAACUUAUCAUGCAGCUCGGUGAGGCCCUCGUCGGUGCUGUUAACCUUAUCGAUAUGUCCGACGACUACUCCAAGGCCAACCCGACGGUGCACCAGAAGAACGAAGUCAUUCGGGCUUGUGUUAUUGCCGUUGACAAGGCCCACAAGAAGAUCUAUUUGUCUCUUCGUCCCUCAAAGGUGAUGAGCGCGUCGCUACCUGUGCAGGACCGCGAAAUCACAUCGAUGAAGGAGCUCAAGGCCAACGAGGUCGUUCGUGGUUUCGUCAAGCGCGUCACGGACGCCGGUCUCUUUGUCUCUGUCGGUCAUGAUGUUACCGCCUACGUACGCAUCUCUGACCUCUCCGACUCAUACCUCAAGGAGUGGAAAGACUCGUUCCAGGCCGAUCAGCUUGUCAAGGGCAGAAUCACUCUGGUCGAUGCCGAACAGGGCAAACUGCAGAUGAGUCUGAAGGAGUCUGUGCUGGACCCCAACUUCAAGAACCCUGUCACCAUUCGGGAUCUUAAGACUGGCCAGGUCGUUACUGGCAAGAUCCGCAAGGUUGAGGAGUUUGGUGCUUUCAUUGUUAUCGAUGGCUCUCGAAACGUUAGCGGUCUUUGCCACCGCAGCGAGAUGGCUGAGAAGCGCGUUGAGGAUGCUCGUACCUUGUACAACGAGGGCGAUGCUGUCAAGGCCAAGGUUGUCAAGAUCGACCUCGAGCAGAAUAAGAUCUCCUUCUCUCUGAAGGCCUCCCACUUCCAGGAUGAGGCGGAGGACAGCGAGGAUGAGGAGAUGAGCGACGAGCUUGGCGGUGUCGAGCUGGCUGGAAGUGAUGACGAGGAUGAAGAUGACGACGAUAUCUCCAUGGGAGGUGUUGAGGUCGAAGAUGACAGCGAAGAGGAGGAGGAGGAGAGUGACGAUGAGGAUGCCGCCAUGUCGGGUACCAAGCCGUCCAAGGCUGGGGGCCUUGGUGCCGAUAGCUUUGACUGGAGCGGCAACGUCCAGUCCAAGCAGGACGCUGCCGCCGACAGUGACGACGAGGACUCGAAGAAGAAAAAGAAGAAGAACCGCAAGCCCGAGAUCCAGGUUGACCGUACCGGCGACCUGGAUACGAACGGCCCUCAAACUGUCGCCGAUUACGAGCGUCUUCUUCUGGGUGAGCCCGACUCUUCUCUCCUCUGGCUGCAGUAUAUGGCCUUCCAGCUGGAGCUGGGUGAGGUCGAGAAGGCUCGCUCCAUUGGUGAGCGUGCUCUGCGCACCAUCGCCAUGGGCCAGGAUGCCGAGAAGCUGAACAUUUGGGUCGCGAUGCUGAACUUGGAGAAUACCUACGGCAACGACGACAGCCUUGAGGAGAUCUUCAAGCGCGCAUGCGAGUACAACGAGCCGGCGGAGAUCUACGAUCGCAUGAUCAGUAUCUACAUCCAGUCUGGCAAGAACGAGCAAGCGGAUGAGCUCUUCAAGCAGGCCAUGAAGAAGAAGAUCUCCAACCAGUCACCGAAGUUCUUCCUCAACUACGCCAGCUUCCUCUUCGACGCCAUGGCGGCUCCCGAGCGCGGUCGCGGCCUGCUCUCGCGCGCCCUGCAAUCGCUCCCGGCCCACACACACAUCGAGACCACUUCCAAGUUCGGACAACUGGAAUUCCGGUCAGCAAAUGGCGACGUGGAGCGCGGUCGUACCGUCUUCGAGGGACUUCUGUCCUCGUUCCCCAAGCGCAUUGACCUGUGGAACAUCCUUCUCGAUCUGGAGAUCAAGGCCGGCGACGCUGAACAGGUUCGCCGCCUGUUCGAGCGUGUGCUGGGACUCCAGAACAAGAAGGGCAAUGUCAGCAUCGAUGCUAGCAAGAAGGUUAAGCCCAAGCAGGCCAAGUUCCUGUUCAAGAAGUGGCUUGCUUUCGAAGAGAAGCUUGUUGCUGAGGGCGGCGACGAGAAGAUGGUGGAGGAUAUCAAAGCACGGGCUGCGGCCUACGUCAAGUCUCUGCAGGAGGAGUAG
Messenger RNA from Penicillium atrosanguineum, 5391 nucleotides. Its product is annotated as putative rRNA biogenesis protein RRP5. Gene Ontology annotation, cellular component: small-subunit processome; nucleolus. Gene Ontology annotation, biological process: rRNA processing. The transcript has 3 exons. The record is from RefSeq and is a predicted model, not a curated record. Bases 1 to 5391 code for a protein of 1796 amino acids. NCBI's taxonomy places the organism in Eukaryota, Fungi, Ascomycota, Eurotiomycetes, Eurotiales, Aspergillaceae. Gene Ontology annotation, molecular function: RNA binding; protein binding.